Messenger RNA from Phoenix dactylifera (date palm), 621 nucleotides. Lineage: Eukaryota; Viridiplantae; Streptophyta; Magnoliopsida; Arecales; Arecaceae. The record is from RefSeq and is a predicted model, not a curated record.
AUGGAAGACAGGCAUUUGUAUACCGUCCACUUAAUUUCCACUCAAAACAAAGUUGUUUCAAUGAUGAAAACCAAGGGAUUAAGCAUGCUCACGCUGUCCUCCAUGCUGCCAACUUUCUUCCCUCCCCAUUGCGAUGGCACCAAAGAUUCCGCAGCUUCCCCGCCAACUCGGUUCCAUGUCAUCGCCUUCUACUUCUCCCUCUAUGUGGUUGCACUCGCACAGGGUGGCCAGACGCCUUGCGCGGCGGCAUUCGGAGCCGAUCGGUUCGGCGAGAUCGACCCUGAGGAAUGCAAAGAUAAGAGCUCCUUCUUCAACUGGUGGUACUUUGCGACGUGCGGGGGAUCGAAUUUUGCUAUGUUCAUCUUGAAUUAUGUCCAAGACAACAUGGGUUGGUCCCUUGCCUUUGGAAUCUCCGGCGUCGCCAUGGCGCUUGCUCUUGUUAUUUUCUUGACAGGGUCAAGAACAUACCGUCGCCAUCGGUUAGAACACAGAAAUCCCUUCGCUGAGAUCUUGCAAGCUUGCAUCGCAUUGAUUACCAGUCGGCAAUCACUUCCACUUGCUACAUCUAAAGAUGAAGGAAGAGAGGCAUUACUUGCACAUGCAGCCCAUCGAUCCAAGUAA